CGGCAGAAGGAGCGGAAGUUCCGUUGUGACCUGGGAUAGCAAGCGCCUGCUGACAAUUUCUCUCUAAAUCGCUGCACUCCUCACAUUGUAUGUGUGGCAACAACAUGUCUGUACCUCUGCUCGCUGAAGCUGUGACUUUGUCUGGGACAGAGAAGGAGACAGCUGUGGUGAUCUUCCUUCAUGGCUUGGGUGACACUGGACAUGGUUGGGCCGAUACCAUGAUGUCUAUUCGGCUGCCUUAUGUCAAAUACAUCUGCCCACAUGCACCCAGAAUCCCUGUAACACUCAACAUGAAGAUGACCAUGCCCUCAUGGUUUGACCUCAUGGGCUUAAGCCCAGAUUCACCGGAGGAUGAACCGGGGAUCAAGAGGGCAGCAGAGAACAUAAAGGCCAUCAUUGAUCAUGAAGUAAAGAACGGGAUACCAUCAAAUCGUAUUAUUCUUGGUGGUUUCUCUCAGGGUGGAGCACUUUCUAUCUACACUGCUCUGACCUCUCAACAGAAAUUAGCGGGUGUUGUUGGGCUUAGCUGUUGGCUUCCACUUCACAAGACCUUCCCACAGGCUGCAAGUGGGAGUGGAAAUAAGGACACUCCCAUCCUGCAGUGUCAUGGGGAAAUGGAUCCCAUGAUCCCAGUGCAGUUUGGGGCUAUGACAGCAGAGAAGCUCAAGACCAUUGUCUCUCCUGUGAACAUCACUUUCUGCACCUAUCCGAGUCUCAUGCAUAGCUCCUGUCCUCAGGAGAUGUCUGCUGUGAAGGAUUUCAUUGAAAAGCAGUUACCCCGAAUCUGACCUCAUUCUAACUCACUGUGACCCUUAGACACUGACUUCUCACCUUCAACCUGCCAUUCUCUCACAGGAAACAGCCAUGGUCCCCUACAACACAAAAAUACAUUCAUGCACAUACACAAACACACUCAUGCAUGAACAUUCAGUUAGACAUACUGUGAACAUGCAACACAUGCAUACAGUUUUAUCUCACACCUUUGUAAUUUCAUACAUCAAUGGACAUAUAUUAAAAACUUAUAAGUGUUAGAAUUGUUAUACAUGACACAUGAACAUCUUAUAUUAAUAUUCCACCAAACUCUUGGGGUACUUACUGACUUUUAUUUUACAUUCCCAUAAACAUUAAAGGGAUAGUUUACCCCCCAAAAAAGAAAAUUUUGUCAGCAUUUACACCCACACCUUGAUUGUUGCAAACUCUUAUGAUAUUCUUUAUACCAUGGAAUAUAAAAGGAGAUGUUAAGCUUAAUGUUAGCCUCAAUCACCAUUUAUUUUCAUUUGUAAGGAGAAAAAAAAAAGAUGCAUUGAAAGUGAAUGGUGACUGAGACUAACAUUGUGCCUAACAUCUCCUUUUAUGUUUGAAACAACAAGAGGUUGAGUAAAUGAUGACAGAUUUUUUUGUUUUGUUUACUAUCAUUUUAAAUCUUCUCUCUCUUUCGCUCUUCAUCUCUCAAUGCAGUAUGGGUAACAUUUUAUUAGACGGCUCCUUUACACAGAAAUCUGGAGAGUUCAGCUGCUGCGAGUCUGUGGUGGUGUGUGGAGGAAGUUAGUCAAAGCCUGGUGCCGUUUGGAGUGAUAUGUGUCACAAUGCUCUGCAUGCUAGUCCCACUGUGCAUGCCUGCGGUGAGGGUUCACCGGGAUGCUGCAACUCCUGCUUGUGCUGAAAUAUCUUUUUUUUUAAUGUUUUUUUUUUUAGCUAGAAUUAUGUGAAAAAUAAGCAAAAGCCACUCAAAUAAACUAAGCACAUGAAUUAUUCAAAUCUUCCAGUAUGUUUUGUUCUUCUAAAACAAUUGAUGACUUAAAAUCCAGAAUAAGAAUAUACUAAUUGUAUAUGGUAAAAUUUAUGUUUUCAAUUGUGCCAUAUUUAUAAAAUCUUGCGCUAAGGCUUUUGGCUUUGAGUCUGUGAAUUGUGUCUAGACUGGUUAUGGCUUUAUAACUAUUUUAGGAAAAGCAGCAUUAUAAGCUGGCUUUAGAUUUUAGAGUAUAUAAUUUUAAAAUAAUAAACAAUACUUUGUGCUUGACAUCACUUAUUUGCUAUAAUCAGUGUGCAUCACUCCAGACGGUGCUGGUAAUAAUCUGCCGUUGCUUUAAAUAGCCUCCUAAAUCCUCCCUAAUUCCACUUCAUUGCCACAUCAUAUUCCAUUCACAUAACCAAACACAAUGAAGUGUUCUAGGGUCUCAGAUUGCAAAUGUAUAUACAUUUCAGGUUCCAUUUUAUUGCAUAAAAGUAUUGUUUACUGACAUGACCUAUAAUUAUGGAUGGUAGGUUACAGUUAUACAGCCGUGCUAGCAGAAGAUGUGGUGGAUUGAGCCUGCUGAUAUUAAAGAAGCAAAAAAAAAAAAAGUAACCUUGAUUAGCUAUUAGAACUGAAAGACGAGUUUGCAAACAUGGAUGCUAUAGUCGUUUCUCACAGUUUGCUUGUAAUGGAUUAAGAUGGUUUGUGUGAUGAUAUCUAAACAGUUGUUUGCAAAGUAGUGAAUGUUGCUUUUUUAAAUCUAAGUAGAUGUUCUUCAAUAUAUUGUUUCAGUGUUAUUUUUAUCUUUUUAACACUGUUACUGAGUCUAUUUGACUUUGACUUCCAUAUUUUAAUAAGCAAUGAUCCCCUAUUUUCUAAUUGGCAUUACACCUUAUGAUUAGGUAGUGUUAUUUCUUAGCUUUGAACAGGUUUCCUAUAUGCCCUAUGGCUUGAAUGUUUUAUAUAUUAAUCAUGGGCAUGCCAGGCACAAGUUGGUAAGAAGAAACUGACAAUAUCUUUGGGUUUAGCAGUGAAAUUAUAAGUCUGUUUAUGUUUACCUGAGUUGUAUUUUGUUAGAUUUUGUUUGAUAAUUUGUGCUAAUUUAAACUAAACCAACUGUGUUCUGUUUUUGUCUUUUAAUUUGAUAAAGUGUACAGAGGGACAAUUGGUUCUUCAGCAAUUUUCCCAAAACACCUGUAUGUGAAAUAAAUGAUGCAAAUCACAACAA
Messenger RNA from Xyrauchen texanus (razorback sucker), 2963 nucleotides. RefSeq names its product acyl-protein thioesterase 2-like. Bases 90 to 788 code for a protein of 232 amino acids. Gene Ontology annotation, biological process: protein depalmitoylation. NCBI's taxonomy places the organism in Eukaryota, Metazoa, Chordata, Actinopteri, Cypriniformes, Catostomidae. Gene Ontology annotation, cellular component: cytoplasm. The record is from RefSeq and is a predicted model, not a curated record. The transcript has 11 exons. Gene Ontology annotation, molecular function: palmitoyl-(protein) hydrolase activity; carboxylic ester hydrolase activity.